AUGACGACGCUCCUUGCAAAGCAAGUUGCAGCAUUCCGGCAUCAGCAUGGCAUCUCCUCACUGGGGCCAAAGAGAACUGCAGCACCUUCCGUGCUGUUCACGCCUCAGGAGGCGAAGCGCGUUGAGCCAGAGGCUUUCGCAGCGCUGGCGCUGCGGGGUGUGGAGCAGGCUUCCCUCCUGGAUCCUGAGAUCGCCUCGUACGGCAGCCUCUUCGAGGGUCCCCAGAGAGACCGAGACCUGAUGACGCGGGAGGAGAAUGCGGCGCUGGAUGAGAAAAUCCACCAUCUGCUGCUGCUCUUGUCGCCGCACCUACAAGCGACCAGCGCCCAGGAAUGUUUGGAGGGUCUUCUCUACAGGUACCACGCACAUCGGUGGAAUGUGGACGAUCUCAUGGGGGCCGCCUUGCCACACCAUGACUCGCCCCUGUUCACAAAGCUUGUGCAGGGACUGCACGUUGAGGGCAAACCGCUCUGGUCCUGGCUGGCCACCUUGAAGGCCAAGCCGGCGGCCCUGCUGCGGUCCGCCUUGGCCAAGUACUGCGCGAAGGACAUCGCCGUGCUGAUUUUUGUCGGGAAGGUGAUGGAGGAGAAUCUGAAACUUCAGAAGCCCAAUCGUGCUUUGAUGACGUUCUACGCGGCGCUCUGGCUGGACACACUGGCACUCCAGGGGUCGCUGGCGCAGGAGCUGGUUCAGGCCCUCUUGCCCACCCUGAUGCUGAUGCUCCGGCGGCCGCAACCCAAAGACGCCUUCCAUGCUGGCCUCACCAUCGCGGGAGCGCUUUGCACCAAAGUGGAGCUGGAGGCCAGCGUGCAGAGCAAAAUCAUCCACUUCGCCGCCCGACAGGCGAAGGGAGCGGAGGGCCAGCCGGCAACGGCACUGAUGGCGGCCGUCCUGCAGCUGCAGGCAGUGCAGAGCGUUGACAACGCGGCGGUGAAGGCUUUGGCCAAGCACGGCCCCGAGGAGCUGCUGGAAGCUUUGCCGGUCGGGGUGGACUGCGGGAAUCUGCUGGCCAGCGUGGUGAAGGCGGGCCUAGGCCAACUUGCAGAACCAAGUGAAGCCAGCGAGGAAAUAGAGGCCUUGAUCCUCGGGCUCCUCCGGGACGCUCCCACGCUGCGCCGCUACGCGGCGCCGCUGAGCGCCGCGGUGCUCCAGGCCUUCGUCUCCGCGAUCGCGGGCAACAGCUCUGCGAAGGAGCGGAAGCGCAUCACCAAGCUGUACCAGGAGCCGGUGCAGCUGCUCAGCGGCACAGUCCCUGCCGCACUGGCCGAGGCCAUCCGUCGAGCGGUGGAUCAGGCCUUGGCUCUGGAGGUGGACACUGAGCCCUUGGUGAGCCUUCUGGCACCAGCCUGUGCCGCCGUGAAAGGCGAGGAGGGCGACCAGGAGAAGCUGCUGCCGGCCGUGCAGGCUUUCCAGCAUAAGUCAGCAAAAGUCCGAUCCCGGGCGGUUCAGACUGCAGUCGCCAAGCUUGGGGAGGACCAGGAGGAAGGCACGCAGGUCACGCAAGAGAGGCGGCGCCUCAUGGCCAGCUUGGCCUUGCAAUCUCUGGACGAUGAGAACGUGGAGGUGGUGGCCGUGGCGCUGAAGCAAGAGACCUUGUGGACCUCCUCCGAGGUGGCUCCAAGCACGGCCGCUGACGUGCUGAGCGCAGCCUUGCGCAGGCUGCUCCGCCAUGGUCAGUUUAAAGGCAACCCGAAGACUCUCCAAGAGCUCUUCCGGUCCUUGCUGCAAGAGGACUCGCGCGUGCGGGCUCUCUUCCCGCUCAUGAUCCAAGCAUCUGCCUGGGUCUAUGGCCGCGAGGAUGCAGAAGAGGAGCGGAGGAGGCUGGAUGCCCUGCUCUUGCCUCCUCUCCUUCUAGCCUUCGCUGGCUUGGAUGCUGCAGAGGAAGUCGCUGGACCGCUCCUUCGAUUGGAAGAGGCAGCUGCGGAGUUCUGCAAGGUGUCCGAGGAGCCGCUGCUGAAGGGCGACAGGGCAGCAGAGGCCGACGAAGGCUGCGGCCCGCGAAUCAGCGCAGUGGCUCAGGCCGCAGAUGACGAAGCCUGCGAGCGCCUGGCUGACUUGGCUGGUGCGCAAGCCGAGGUGCAGCUCGCAGGCCUUGGCAGCCAGGUGGCGGCGGCUUCGGUGCUGGCCGCGGCACUGCAGCGGCAGAAGGCACCCAAGCUGGUGCUUCGCAGUGCGGCGGCCUGCCAGAGGCUUGCAAAGCAUCUCGUGGCGAGCUCCCUGACUUCCGACUUGCUCAAGCCACUCUGGAAGGCCUGCCUGGAAGCCGCCGCCUCGCCAGCGAGCAGCUCCUCGCGGCGGAAGAGUGGCAAGAGCUCCUUGAAUUCCGCAGGCUCCGCGGAGGCGGCCACUCUGCUCCUGGAGGUGGCUUUGAUGCGCCCAAAGGCCUUCGCAGGCGAUCUGCAUGCAAGCCUCACUUGCGGUGCGGCGGCGCUGAGACCGGCCUUGCUGCAGCUGUCGCUCGGCUCUCACGGAGGCCCGCCUGGCAUCCGAGCCAAUGCGCUUCUGCUCCUUCGUAGCCUCCUCGUGAACGGCUGGGCUGCCGAUCAAAUGAUGCUGGUUCUCCUCCUUGCCCGCCUCGCGUCUACGGAGGAGAAGCAAGUUCGAGCUGCAUCGGUGGCCGUCCUGGAGAGCCUUCAGGCGGCCUCGAUGGAUGACUCAGUGGACACCUUGGUGGAGGCGAAGCUCCUGCUGCCCACGGCAUCCGUUGGACCAGAAAAGGUCUGUUCCUCCAUGGGGCAGCUGCCCAAAGAGCUGUGGUCGAGCUUGCUGGAGCUGCUCCUGCAGCAGAGGGCAGAACUUCUGCAGGAUCCUGUCGCGGCCCACAACGUCUUGCAGAAGGUCCUCGGCCUCAAGGGCGGGCUCCCAAAAGCCUCCCGGGAGCAGGCUUCCAGAUUCUGGCUCUUCGGCUUGGCGCGACUGGAGCCACAGCUGGCGGCCGGCCUGACGACGGCCCUGCCCGGGGCCCUCUCGCUCCGCAGCGCGCAGGAGCCUUUGGCCAAGACGGCACAAUGGGCUGCGAAGUCGGCGGCAGCAUCUUGGACUCAGGGCCACCGUGCUCGCUUGCCCACGAUCGCACACAUGAGCUCUGCAUCGGCCGGCUGUCAGCCGAGGCACCUUCACUGCUGCUGGCUGCCAUGUCCAUCUUGUUGCAUAUGGCGGGAGGAGGCCGACAGAGACGACUGGUGGAAACAGCAAUUGACUCAUCAAGUUUAA
Messenger RNA from Symbiodinium sp. CCMP2456, 3213 nucleotides. The record is from the annotation of a GenBank genome assembly. Lineage: Eukaryota; Dinophyceae; Suessiales; Symbiodiniaceae.